AAACAUAACACAAACACAAAAAUGAUGGUGGUAAAUCAAAUUCAAUGGACACUUCCACAACCACUCAUUCAUCAUCCCCGCCGGGGUCUUGAUUUAUCUUCUCGACGGCGUUCUCAUAACCAAUUCACCUUCUUUUCUUCUAGAAACCAUCACUACUUUUCUGGGUGUAAUUGUGUUAGAAGUAGUAGUAAGAAUAUCGCUGGAAAUGAAAACUCAAAAGGACAAGUUAAAGCAGCUGUUUCUGUUAAUUCUGCUGCAUACCCAUUUGAUGAAAUUGAAAACAAGUGGCAGUUAUAUUGGGAUGAAAAUCGAACUUUUCGUACUCCUGAUAUCCAUGAAAUUGAUACUGAUAAACCUAAAUUCUAUGUUCUUGAUAUGUUCCCUUAUCCCAGUGGAGCUGGUUUACAUGUUGGGCAUCCUCUUGGAUACACAGCCACUGAUAUUCUUGCUAGAUUUAAAAGAAUGCAAGGCUUCAAUGUUCUUCAUCCAAUGGGUUGGGAUGCUUUCGGUUUACCAGCCGAGCAAUACGCCAUACAGACUGGUACUCACCCAAAGACCACCACCAUAAAGAACAUUGACCGAUUUCGAACUCAGCUUAAAUCUUUAGGCUUUUCGUAUGACUGGGAUCGAGAAAUAUCUACAACACAACCUGAAUACUAUAAAUGGACACAAUGGAUCUUUCUACAGCUUCUCAAAAGAGGACUGGCGUAUCAGGCUGAAGUACCAGUCAACUGGUGCCCUGCUCUUGGGACCGUGUUGGCAAAUGAAGAAGUGGUGGAUGGUGUGAGUGAGCGUGGUGGUCAUCCGGUUAUAAGAAAGCCGAUGAAGCAAUGGAUGCUCAAGAUUACAGCAUACGCAGACCGUCUUCUUGAAGAUUUGGAUGCUCUUGAUUGGCCUGAGAGUAUCAAGGAAAUGCAGAGAAAUUGGAUAGGAAAAUCACAAGGGGCAGAAGUGGACUUUUGUGUUUUCAGUAGAGAUGGUCAAGUUACAGAUGACAAAAUCACAAUAUAUACGACAAGGCCAGAUACCAUAUUUGGAGCAACUUAUUUGGUGUUAGCACCAGAGCAUCCGUUAUUGACUUCUGUGGUCUCCGAGGCACAACAAAAUAUUGUGGAAGAAUACAAAGAGGUUUCCUCGAAAAAGAGUGAUCUUGAGCGAACUGAACUACAGAAAGAAAAAUCUGGUGUUUUUAGCGGUUGUUAUGCUAGAAAUCCGGUUAAUGGGGAAGCUAUCCCGAUAUGGGUUGCUGAUUACGUAUUAGGGAGUUAUGGCACAGGAGCAAUAAUGGCUGUCCCUGCACAUGAUUCACGUGACCAUGAGUUUGCGUUAAAGUAUAAUAUCCCAAUACAUUGGGUGGUAAUUUCAGAUGAAUGUACUGAUGAUUUUGAAAAGCCCUAUGCGGGAGAAGGUGAGGUGAUAAACUCAUCAAGUUCAACGACGGGGUUUAACAUAAAUGGGUUACUUAGUAAAGAAGCUGCUGGUAAAGUUAUUGAGUGGGUUGAGAAGACUGGAAAUGGAAAUAGAAAGGUCAACUACAAAUUGAGAGAUUGGCUUUUUGCACGGCAACGUUACUGGGGAGAACCGAUACCUGUUGUAUUUUUAGAUGAUACUGGUGAAACUGUUCCGAUCUCUGAAACAGAACUUCCACUUACCCUCCCCGAGCUUGAUGAUUUCACUCCCACUGGCACAGGGGAUCCCCCACUUUCAAAAGCAAUGUCGUGGGUCAAGACUGUUGAUUCUUCUUCUGGAAAGCCAGCGAGGCGUGAAACAAACACUAUGCCACAAUGGGCUGGUUCUUGCUGGUACUAUCUAAGAUUUAUGGAUCCUAAAAACUCAACGCAGUUGGUUGACAAGAAAAAAGAAAUGUAUUGGGGUCCAGUUGAUGUGUACGUCGGUGGUGCUGAACAUGCUGUUCUUCACUUGCUCUACUCAAGAUUUUGGCACAAGGUUCUCUAUGAUAUUGGUGUCGUGUCAACAAAAGAACCUUUUAAAUGUGUCAUAAACCAAGGAAUCAUCCUCGGAGAAGUCCAAUACAUGGCUUGCAGAGAUCAAGAUGGGAAUUUUGUAUCUGCAGAUUCGGUUGAUGCAUCAGGAGAGCAUAAGCAAGAAAGGAUACCAGAGGAAAACGUUAUUAAAUCUGGUAAUUCAUUCGUGUUGAAAGAUAAUCCUAGUAUCCGGUUGAUUGCUCGGGCACACAAGAUGAGUAAGAGUAGGGGAAAUGUCGUUAAUCCUGAUGAUGUUGUAGCAGAGUACGGUGCAGACUCUCUUAGGCUGUACGAAAUGUUCAUGGGCCCACUAAGGGACUCAAAAACAUGGAAUACCAGUGGCAUUGAAGGUGUUCAUCGGUUUUUAGGGAGAUCUUGGAGAUUGAUUGUUGGUUCACCUUUACCUGAUGGAACAUAUAGAAAUCAAAGUGUGGCAGUUGAUGAAAGCCCUUCUCUGGAACAACUCAAAACUUUACAUAGAUGUAUAGAGAAGGUGACUGAUGAGAUUGAGGCAACACGGUUCAAUACUGGGAUAUCUGCAAUGAUGGAGUUUGUUAAUUCUGCAACAAAGUGGAAUAAACUUCCAAAAUCAAUCGCCGAACCAUUCAUUUUAUUGCUGUCUCCAUAUGCACCACACAUGGCUGAGGAGCUCUGGAUUCGUUUGGGACACUCGACUACAUUGGCUUAUGAGCCUUUCCCCAAGGCAAAUCCUGCUUACUUAAAGGACACCACCAUAACACUGCCAGUUCAGAUCAAUGGUAAAACCAGGGGCACUGUACAAGUCGAAAUAACCUGCACAGAAGAUGAUGCUUUCAAACUGGCUUCACUUGAUCAAAAACUUUCUAAAUAUCUUGAUGGUAAAACUGUUAAGAAAAGAGUUUAUGUUCCUGGAAAGAUUUUGAAUCUCAUUUUGGAACGUGAAAACUCAAAAGUUGGUUCUCGAUAACGUAUUCAGUAAAGGUACAUUUUGGUUA
This is a messenger RNA of Erigeron canadensis, 2959 nucleotides long. Its product is annotated as leucine--tRNA ligase, chloroplastic/mitochondrial. Gene Ontology annotation, molecular function: leucine-tRNA ligase activity; aminoacyl-tRNA deacylase activity; ATP binding. The record is from RefSeq and is a predicted model, not a curated record. Gene Ontology annotation, biological process: leucyl-tRNA aminoacylation. NCBI's taxonomy places the organism in Eukaryota, Viridiplantae, Streptophyta, Magnoliopsida, Asterales, Asteraceae. The coding region runs from base 22 to 2931 and encodes 969 amino acids. Gene Ontology annotation, cellular component: cytosol. The transcript is spliced from 20 exons.